CGCUGGUUGUGCGGGAUCAGACAGGAUCAGUUGUUGCACGAAGACAGUUCUCUGGGGAUCGUGCACGGAAACAAUGAGUCUACAGACGUUAGGAUGCGAGCGAUCUGAGCGGUUUGACACUGGACCGCCUGUCCACACCAUACGUCUAUACCUUCAGACAGGACGAGGGACAGGUGCUCCCCGCAAGGUGUGGUCAGACAGGGCGCCCCCCGGGAUGGUGGUUGCUGAUGGUGGCAGUGGACACACGUGGACAGUUUGUGAACGAUCUGAACGGUUUGAAGUUCAACCGGAGCAUGGCGCGAUAUAUCAUCGAAAUACAAGGUGUGAGCGAUCUGAACGGUUUUAUGUUCUGCCUAAGCGCAGUAGCAUACAGCACCAAACGAGGGCAGGCAAAUGGGUCCAUAUAUCCUUCAGAGACGUCUUAUGUUCACUGUUGUCUGUACCGGUAGGAACUGCACUUACUGCAGAUGGAAGGUCCAGUAAGCCCGGGACUCCCUGUUUAAAGGAUGUGAAGUAAAUACAGACACCAGUCCCAGUGUUGGCCUGUGACCAUGCACAAAAAGAUUUCCGCCAUAUCUGUAGAUGGAUUAUCAACAACCGUCGUCGUUGUGCGUGGUUUUGCGUCAGGCGUGGCGUCACAGAGGAUGGAAACUUUUACGAUUCCUGUUGAAUUUACCGGUUACCUGAUCAUUGAUCAUUUUAAUUCCAUAAUUCGUGCUACGAUAUUCUUCCCAUGAAUAUUCUCAAACACGUGAGCCAAUGUAUGGUACAAUUGGACGAAUGGAUAUCUCGACAUAGAAGAAAAUGCUACACAGUGUAAAUCUAAACUUUUCUUUGUUUACGUUUUAACAAAUAGUUUUCCGAGCACAGUGUUCAUUUCCACACCUUUUAUUUUUGCUUGAUUUCAUCUAGAUAAUUUGUAUUGGUGACAAACACAAUUUGUCAUUUGAUUCUAAGAUACUAGUAUGUGAUGGAUGCAUGUAUCGCAGUUGAGUUUGACAUAUACGUGAUCCAAUAGUCGUCUCAUACGUAAAACGUGAUUUUGUUAACACUAUCAAAUAUGUGGGACAGUACACUUCGGCGUUUGUGUUUGUGUAUUUUCUAAAACAUUCUAAACGAUUCUAGGCUUAUCGGCAACGUUUCAGAAUUGUCAUUGGUGAUUUAAUGAAAGAUACCCGCAAUACUCACUAAUAUGCUAUUUUUGAAAUUCCAGUAAUAAAAACUGUGAAGUGUAUUAGUGUGUGUGUGUGUGUGUGUGUGUGUGUGUGUGUGUGUGUGUGUUCGAUGUUAAACGCUGCAAUAUCCAAGGUAAAUGACGGCGGUCUGUAAAUAAUCUAGUCUGGACCAGACAAGCCAGUGAUAACCUUAUGACAACCGAUCAGCGUAAUUUGGGUACGAUGGCAUGCAUCAACCAAGUCAGCGAGCCUGGCCACCCGAUCCAUUUAGUCACCCGACCCUAAAAAAUUACGACCAGCAUAGGUGGGUAGAUAUUCUUACCCGGGACCCCCGCGGGUACAUAUCAAUAGUCAAACUGGGAAAUAGCCAUGAUGGGAGUGAAUGGCUCUACGCAGGGGUACUAAGUGUCAUGGAUCGUAAGGACAGGCUCGGUGAAUUCGUUGAUAGCGCG
This is a messenger RNA of Haliotis rufescens (red abalone), 1627 nucleotides long. RefSeq lists its product as uncharacterized. Bases 74 to 517 code for a protein of 147 amino acids. NCBI's taxonomy places the organism in Eukaryota, Metazoa, Mollusca, Gastropoda, Lepetellida, Haliotidae. The transcript has 8 exons. The record is from RefSeq and is a predicted model, not a curated record.